Messenger RNA from Schistosoma curassoni, 2709 nucleotides. Lineage: Eukaryota; Metazoa; Platyhelminthes; Trematoda; Strigeidida; Schistosomatidae. The record is from the annotation of a GenBank genome assembly.
ACAGUCUUAGGUCUCCUACUUUUCCUUUUUUUAUGUCAACGAAUUACUGCAAUUUCUUAAGUCGUUGAUAAUAUUUUUUGCAGAUGGUGUCAAAAUCUAAAGAACAAUAAGAAGUGAGGCUGAUCAUUUUAAUGGUCAAGUUGACCUAGACAAAUAAUUGAUCCCAAUGUUGGGACUUAGCAAAAUUAAUCCUAGUGUACUCAUGCUCAUCGGAUACGGUAACAUUCAUCAGUAUACUAUAUACGGCGCGUCUCUUCCAUACGUGCAUGAGCAGACUUUCAGUGUGUGCGAAAAUGGUGGCUCGCGAAACCAAAUGUAUUAUAUACUCCCAGUGUAAAACUAAGUUUAUCAUGCAGUCGGAUGGGACCAUUUUGGGGCCAGUUAGUUCCAGAAAACAAAGCAUUCUAUUCGGGGAGAUGGGAACCUUCCUUGUCUGGAAAAACGUUUUCGGUUGUGAAUCCGGCUACAGGUGAACAUUUAGGUUUGGUUCCAGCCUGUUCAAAGAGUGAAUGUGAGAUUAGCGUCAAUGUAGCUUCAGUCAGUCAAAAAGAAUGGAAAUCGAAAACACCGGGGGAACGAUCGUCAGUUAUACGUAAAUGGGCAGAUACUAUUCGACAGAAUGUUGACUCAUUGACGGAUCUUAUUGUAGCUGAAAAUGGGAAAUCGUCAUUUGAUGCACGUAAUGAAGUUCUGUCAGGUGUUUCCGCUCUGGAAUGGUAUGCUGAGGAAGCUAAACGUGUUUUUGGUCUUUAUAUUCCAUCACUAAGCUCUCAUUCACGGCGUCAGCUAAUUGCUCAACAACCAAUUGGCGUUGUUGGUGUAAUUACUCCGUGGAAUUUUCCACUUUCUAUGGUAACACGAAAAGUUGGUGCUGCUUUGGCUUCAGGAUGCUCUGUAAUUAUUAAACCAGCUGAAGAUACUCCAUUAACAUCAUUGGCUAUUACUUAUCUUGGUAUUGAAAAAGCAGGAAUACCUCCAGGUGUUUUGAAUGUAAUCACAGCCGCAGUUGAUGACAAUGGAGCAGAAGAAAUCGGAAAUGUAUUAUGUACUCAUCCCAUUGUUCGUUUAAUUGGAUUUACUGGCUCUACAGAAGUGGGAACGAUGCUUUACGCCAAAGCUGCUAAUUAUGGUAAACGCGUUCUUUUGGAAAUGGGCGGUAAUGCUCCGUUUAUUAUUUUUGAUUCUGCGAAUAUUGAUAAAGCCGUUACUGGCGCAGUAGGAUGUAAAUUUCGUUGUUCUGGACAAACUUGUAUAUCAGCAAAUCGUAUUUUUGUUCAUGAUGAAAUACAUGACGUAUUUGUUAACAAACUAACUGAGGCCGUUUCUCGUCUUCACAUGGGUAACGGUGCUAAUCCAAAUACCAAUUUAGGUCCAGUUAUCAAUGAAAAGGCUUUAACUAAGAUUGAAAAAUUAGUUAAUCUAGCUGUAGAACAUGGUGCACAUCCAUUAAUUGGUGGCCAUAGUAGAUUAAAGGGUAAAAAUUCAUUUGGAUUUGAUUACUCCAAUGGUUAUUUUUAUCCGGCAACUGUUCUGUCGAAUUGUCACACAAAAAUGGCAUGUAUGGAAGAGGAGGUUUUCGGUCCUGUUGCUUCAGUUUGCAGAUUCAAGAAUGAGGAAGAAUUGAUUGAAUUAGCUAAUGCAACCCCAUAUGGUUUAGCUGGUUACAUUUACACUGAGAAUAUUAAUCAAGCUUGGCGAAUUGCAGAUGAAUUACAAGUUGGAAUGGUUGGUUUAAAUACAGGAUUUGUAAGUACUAUUGAAUUACCAUUUGGUGGAAUAAAAAACUCCGGGAUUGGACGUGAAGGUGGACCAAAUGCUUUACAUGAAUUUAUGGAUAUUAAAACAAUCACUUGGGAUACAUCAAAUAAUUGAAAAGCUUAUUCAAUUUUUUUUAUUUUCUUUUAUAUUGCCCAAUUUGUCCUCUCUUUUCAUUGCAAUUAAUUUUGAUAGUCUUAGUUGUGUUUUACAAAGUCUAAUGAUACAACACCGUUAAAUUUUUAAUCUUUUCUAAGCUACACAAAUUUUCACCAUAAUAGAAUUACUUGAUGUUUCAAUUGAUGUCUAUCCGUUAUUUAUUCAAACUAUUCGUUUGUUCUUACUUUCCAUUCGUGUAGAUUUAAUACAGUUAGAAAAACAAAUUAUUUUUAUAUAUUAAUUAAUUUGGCGAGACUAUAAUAUAUAGACGACGACCUUUGAACGAAUCUUAAGUUGGCACCGUGACCUUGAAAUCUCUCAAACGCUUCUGAUUGACUCGUCCAUAAAUUACAGUCUCGCCAUUAACUUUUGUUAGGGUUUUGGAAAAAUCACAUUGUUUCUUUUCAAAUACUCAUUUCAGUAAAUGAAAUCUGUUAGUUUCUCAAUACGAUGAAAUAAUUUAAUGAAAUUUAUCUGUUUACGACUCUUUAUUAAUGGUUAUCUUUAAAUUAUACCAUGUACAGAUUUUAGGAUUCAGUUUACCUAGUCUUCAUUUCAUUUAAAUUUAAUGUUUAAAUAUAUUAUUGUUGGGUAUUGAUGAUAAUAUGUAAAAUAUUGACAAAUGUUUACGUGAUACAUUUAGUUGAUUUGAUAAAUUUGAUGUUUGAUUAUAUUUCCUUAUAAAAGUUUAGACCAGUUUGUUGAGUGAAACGAUGAAUUUACUUCAAGUUCAAUUAUAACAUUAGUCUUAUAUUCCCUGAUGUUAAAUCUUAAUUCUGUCGUCCAAAAUGAAAA